CACAUCCCACUUUACAACCGUACAACUCUAACGCAAGCCCUCAUUGACGCUUUGAAACCUUUCGGCAAUAUCCUUGAGCUUGGCAUUUAUCUUGAACAACACUACUUCACCGGCAAAGGCUUUGUAUAUCUCAACACUAACCCCAAGAACUACACCCUGUCAAAAACUUUUCAUAUACAACCUCAGCAAUUAUCUCAUUCAAUCCCAGUCUCCCGAAAAGAUGGAACCUAUCCCACUCGCGUGCAUGCCACGUGGUCGAAAAUGCCACUGCAUUGCCGUUAUUGCCAUGAACCUGGACACACACGUCUACAAUGCCCUUAUCGACCAAAACCACGUUGUUAUUAUUGUCAAGAAACAGGACAUUUACGUAAAGACUGCCAUAUUCGCAAUGGUGUUAAAUCUGCUCCCGCUCCCAUUGACUCGCAAGCGCCUACUACAAUCGCUGCCGUUACUCCGACUUCCCGCAACUCCAACUCAAGUCCAUCUAAACGUAAACGAUCGCCGACAUCACCACCCCAACAAUCCUCGUUCAAUUUCACUCCACCUGCCAAACUCACUACUGAUAACCCUCUGCCCAAUGAUAAACCGCAUGAUCCAAUUACAGACCUCAAUACUACCCCUCCUUCCCUUGAGAGUAAACCCACCAGCAUCAAUACGACUCCUCCUCCCCUAGAUAGCAAACCCACCAGCAUGGACACAUCACCACCAUCAUCAUCCAGUGACCCUCCCAUUGAUGCUAUGGAAACCUAG
Molecule: messenger RNA, 750 nt
Organism: Lichtheimia ornata
Lineage: Eukaryota; Fungi; Mucoromycota; Mucoromycetes; Mucorales; Lichtheimiaceae
Exons: 1
Molecular function (GO): nucleic acid binding; zinc ion binding
Source: RefSeq, a predicted model, not a curated record